Xiphias gladius (swordfish) is the source of this 6429-nucleotide messenger RNA. RefSeq names its product sterile alpha motif domain-containing protein 9-like. The record is from RefSeq and is a predicted model, not a curated record. The transcript has 5 exons. Gene Ontology annotation, cellular component: cytoplasm. NCBI's taxonomy places the organism in Eukaryota, Metazoa, Chordata, Actinopteri, Istiophoriformes, Xiphiidae. Bases 434 to 5059 code for a protein of 1541 amino acids. Gene Ontology annotation, molecular function: protein binding.
ACAUGGAGGGUGUCGGCUUCACCGUGUAGUGCAGACGUCCUCGCUGCCAAAACCUCCGGUAGACGGAUGACUGAGAUGGUGAGGAGCCAAGAUCCAGUGUGAGGAGGAGCCCGGUGACCUCCGGAGGCGAGAAGUUCACCGACUCCUGCUUCAUGUGUACAAGCUGAACGAUCGCUGCUUCUUCUUCCUCUUCAUUCAGGUCCUCGGGUCCAGGGGUCGUCAACUAGAUCAGGACUACCCUGAAGGCAGGACUUCAGGCCGACAGAGUAGACGAGCCGGCGCUCUGAUGCUGCAGAUGCAGACUCUCAAACUGCUCAAACAUCAGGGCAAGUGCUGAAUUUGUGUCCUACCCCGCUGAACCGGUUGGGUGGAGGCUGACAAGCGGAAACACACUGAGCACGGCUGAUCAGAAAAGUGAAUUCGUUGAUCCAAAAUGAGCAGCUCAAAAAAGAAGCCACAGCCUACGAUUGAAAAAUGGACGAAGGAAGAGGUCCACCGGUGGCUGAUGACAGAGGUCAAAGUUCAUGGCGCUUGUGCGGACAGAUUCAUUGAAGAGGAAGUGCUGGGGGAAUAUUUAGUUCACUUCAAAAAGAAAGAUAUAUUGGACUUGGGAAUCAAACACGGUCCAGCCGUCAAAAUCACAUCUUACCUGGAGAGUCUGAAAGACGGCUCACGACACGAGCCAAAGUUCCCGGCAUACGUGCAGAACUGGACUAAGGAGCAGGUGACCCAGUGGCUACUGCAGUAUGUGAAGAUAUAUGGCAAAUAUGCAGAACGGCUCCAAGAGGAAGAUGUGUCGGGGGAUUGCCUCGUUUGCUUCAAGAAGCAGGAUUUUCUGGAUUUGGAUGUGAAAAGCGGUCCUGCUGUUAAGAUUCUGGCAGAACUCCACCAGCUGAACGAGAAACUAGAGCUGACACUGGAUCCCACCCUCCACCCCAGCCCGGACAAAAAGGAAGCUCCAAAACCCACUCAUCCUGAACUGAGUCUGGCUCAGGCCAAAGCGACCGAACAAACAAAACCACACAGCGAAACACAAUCAAAAGCAGAUGAAGUGGUGAGAAAUGAAUCUGAAAACGCUCCGCUGCCGUCGGGGAAGGCCUCAGAGAGGAAGGAAAUCCAGCAGCCAAAGCCACAGAGCCUGGGGGUCAAGAGGAAGAAAAACGUUGUGACCACAGUCCUACCAAACAAAUCCAAGAUCAGUGUGGAGAUCCAGAGAACCCUAGAAGACCUUGUAAAAGACGACCUGAAAAUGUUUCAUUUCUACCUACAAGAGUCUUUUCCUCGGGGUAAACUGGAGGGCAAGGACACCGUGGACACCACGAAGUUGAUGACUGACCGCUACGGAAACGAGGGGGCGUUACAGCUGACGAUAGACAUCCUGAAACACAUCAAUCAGCGCGAUCUUGCUGGUCAGCUGGAAAAGAGCACGGGUCAAUUGAAGUGUCUUUCAAAAGAAGUUCUGAAGAAAGAAGCAAACCAGGGGGAAAAACUAAAGAAUUUGUUAACUUGUGGUGGAAACUCACUUGACAACUACGAUAGAUUUGUUGUUGUUGUAAACAAGAGCAGCCGAGACCAAGUGCAGUAUCUCCAGUUUCUGAGUAAGUUGAAACUCUUCUCUGUGUUAGACUUUGACCCCAACUCUGCUGUUCCAGGUGGACUGUGUCAUUCCUAUAGAGAGUCGAGGAUGGCCAAUCUGCAUACCCCGUCACAGUAUCAAGGACAGACAGACGCAGUAAUAAAGAACCUUAACCUCUAUAAACAGACCAGCUGGGUUUUCUGUAAUGGCAGACAUGACCUUGACAGCAACUCAAACAUGGAGUUAGACUAUAAGAACUGGCUGAGGAAAUCUUGCAGAGAUGUAGAACAGUUGGUUUCAUUCAUUUGCAACCCUGAAGUUCUUCUCCACGGCAGGAGUCUCAUCAUUUUCCUUCUGCUUUCACCUGUGGACACAGAGAAAGAUCCAAUCUUUGACACUUACAAGUCUUUCAUAAAACACACUGAGGAGGAAAGCAUCAUCACUAUUUGUGAAUCUCGGAGCACAUAUGAGAAGUGGAAGGAGCUGAUACAAGAAAAGUGUGAAUUUGACAUCGACCAUCUAUCCGUAAAUGAACUAACCCUAAGUGAGGUCAAUGGUACUAUAAUGGCACUGGGGCCAUUGAAUCAGUCAUCUGGACGACUGCUCCCCUCUUCUGGUUCCAGCGUUGUUGUCCUGAAACAGAAGGAUGAAGAUUUCAUGACUGCUCUGGAUAUUUUGUGUGUGAAUCAGUGUGAAAACACGUAUGAUGAAUACAGCCAAGAGUUUAAAGAAUUCAGAAUCAAAGUCGAGGAGGAAUUCUACAGAGGAGGCAAGGUCAAAUGGUGGAACUUCUACUUCUGUGACAAAGACAAACAGAAGUCAUUUGUCAAGCGGGACAAGCAUGAAAAUGUGAAGAAGAUGAUCCGAUCUCAGUUGAGAGAUUUAAACAACAUGUGUGUUCUGCUCAAUCUCUUCCACCAUCCGGGGUGUGGUGGUACCACCUUGGCUAUGCAUGUGAUGUGGGAUCUGCGCCAAGAGUUCAGAUGUGCUGUGCUGAAAGACAAUGCUCUGCCAAAGAAAGAAGUUGCCAUUCAAGUCAGAAGGCUCAUGAAUCUCGAGAGUGAGAAACCAUCUCCAGUUCUGCUUUUGGUUGAUGAUUCAAAAGAAACCGAGAAUUCUCACGAUCUUGUGAACUGGAUACGUAAAGCUGCAGUAGAGGAUAGCUUGAACGUAAAUCUGGACGAUACACAAAACUGCAAGGUCAUCAUCCUCAGCUGUGUUCGGUCCCAUAGCCCAAAGGAGCAAUACAGACAGCACAAUCCGACGCAAAGUCAAUACAUAACGGCUUCACUGACACAAGAAGAACAGAGGGAGUUUGAAAAGAAACUGAAAGAGCUCAGAGAAACUCACGAAAAACCCGAAAACUUUUACAGCUUCAUGAUCAUGAAGAGCAAUUUCGACAAAAAAUACAUAGAUGACCUUGCCCGUUACACACUGGAGAACUUUGAUUUCAGCACAAAGGAGGCCCAACUGUUUGCCUCUCUAGCCUUACUUAACACCUACGUGGCAGAGUCUGAGAUCUCGCUCUCCCUCUCUGAGGAUUUUUUUGGGAUGAAAAUGAUUCGUUGGCAAGAGGACAGCGUGUUGGACAGAUUGAAGCCAUAUUCAAACUUUCUCAUCAUAGACACAGUCGAAGAAUGGGGAGGAUACAAAGGAAUCCGAAUCCUUCAUCACUCCAUAGCAUCUGCAUGUCUGGAAGAGCUGGAGAGGAGUUGCUACUUAAAAGUAAGCGAUAUCGCCAUGGGGAUUCUUCACUGUGAUCUGUUCUUCAGUGUUGGAGUUGUCAAACACAGACUGAUGCUCUCGAUUCAACGAAUGUUGAUCGAAAGGCAGCGCAGGAAAGAUGGAGAUGAGAGAGAACCAUUUUCUCCUUUCAUAGACAAAAUCCACAGCCAGCAAGGGAGACAGACUGUCCAAGAAAUCUUUGUGAAAGCGUCAUCCAGGUUUGUGACUAGCGCGUCUAUUCCUCAGGCGCUGGCGAGAUAUUUGUACAUCAAUGAGCGUGACUUCCCAGAGGCUCUGAAGUGGGCCGAGAAGGCCAAGAACAUUAAACAAAACCCAUAUACAUUUGACACGAUCGGGCAAGUCCACAAAAGCAAUUUAAAGUCUAACAUCCACAGAGAAAAGCAGGAGACGUCACUCAAUGCAGAAGACUUGAACGCAGACGUUAAAAUAGCAGAUCAUGCUAUCAGAGCAUUUAAAAGGGCGCAGGAGCUGGCAAAUACAGAGGAUGAACCUGAGGAGGAAGCAGCUGAUGAUGAGUCGGAGGACUAUCCCAGAAAGUCAUAUAAUGUUUAUGGCUAUGUCGGUGUGCUGGAAAUUGCUUUCCUGGUCUUUGAGAUAUUGGGCAGAUUGCCAUUCUUUGAGGAGAGUGAUCCAAUAAAGAAGAAGUACCUGCAGAGCUUUCUGCAGAAAGUGAUCCCGAUCACCAGCGUGUACAAGAAGGACAAUGAGCUCAACAACAGAUAUGUGGAGAUCAUCAAAGAACACGAGCACUUUCUCCUCAAUUUGAAAACUGAAGUAAAAGAAACAUUUGAACUUCUGGACUGUUACUUCACGUAUAUAAAAGGGAACAAUUCAGAAUUUGAUUCAAAGAAUCGUUGGACCGUCUGCGGACACUUCAAAAAGUACGUAACUCUUUUUUGCAAUGCACCAGAGGAAAUAAAAAAAGAACGACAAAACAAUCCUAACCUCAAUUUGAAAAUUGAUGUCGAGGAACGAAGAUUGUUUCUUGAAGAGAAACAAGCCGAUACCUUUGCUGGUAUUCUUCAGCAUCUGGACAAACCUGCCAAAGAAAUUGAGAAGAUCACAGAAUGCUAUGCGUUCUUGCAACACCAACAACAAUUUGUCAACAAAAAGCAAAAGACAAAGGAAACAAUCAAUUACAUUUUGUCAAACAUAGUUCUUUACCUUCUGAAACCAAAAUCGAAACAUGUAAAGAGUUACACCUUUCUCUAUGGUCUACUGUUGAAAACUCUGCAAGAUGUAGGACUUGGGUAUCCUUUCCCAGACCCAUACUACCUGGCUCUCCUGUUGCUCUGGCCAAGUCCUACUCAGGAAAACACAGAAAUUGGUACAUAUGUGAAAACAAUUCGAAACUCAUCUCGCAAGCGCCUGACUUUACUGUUUCGAAACAGGAGCACUGUUGCCCACCUCUACUUGGGGAAAGACGAGGGACUCAAUAGGCUUGUUUCUAAACCCCAAUUAGAUGAGAAUUUUAAAGACAUGCGCCGGGAUGCCUUGGCACAACUUUGGCGGAACGGAGAUAUAUUUAAAGACAAAGCAAUUAUCAACCGUCUUCAUCGAGUCAGUGGAACCAUUGAGCAAGGAGAGGUGUUUGCCAAUUAUGGAAAACUGAAAAUCCCUGUGCGCCCGGCUCUUAUUGCUGGUAUAAGAAGUGGUUUCAGCACUGAAAAGGUUUCUUUCUACCUUGGUUUUGCUAUCAAUGGACCACUUGCUUAUGAUAUCCAGUAUGAAAACUAGGGUAGUUACUUGCAGAAAAAAGUACGACACAGACACUAAGACAUGAACUGAACAGCAUGGACGAGAAGUGUACCCAGUGACUCACUGGACACACAGCAAGACCAAAUAAAAAUCAAUUACUUAUUGCAGGGAUAAAAUCCAAUCCAAUCCUGGCUGUGUAUGUAUGUAUUUUUCUAUUCUUUUUAUAUAAUUUCAUCUUAUUUUAUAAUUUAUCAUUUAUACAAUUUUUGUCACUUUUUUCUCAGAGGUUUUGGUUGUUUGGUUUUUAUUGUUCUGUCUCAGACAGACAACGUUGCAGUGCCAUUAACACCAGGGACAAUGAAAAGCUCUCAAAUAUCAUAACGCUAAAUAAACUGUUGCUCAUUUUCUUGAAGACAGAGAGAUCGAGAACCGCCGAUCUAGUACUCGGUAAUUUUGUGUUUUCUGUUUGACCGUAAAACAUGACUUGGUCAUUUUGUAUUGUUUAGUUAACAGGGGAAUGGUGAAUUACAUUAAUUGUGGCAGAUAUAGUUAAAACAUGACUGAAUGAAAAGUAAGACAGAUUGCAGGGCUAAAUGCUAAUCCUGUAGCACUAGCUGUAUAUACAUGUGUGUUUUUAUAUUAUUUGGGUCAUUUCAUCUUUUGAUUUUUGUUUUUAUUUUUUUGUUUUUUUUUUCACAUUUCUUGUAGUUUUUUUGUUGGUUUGUUUUUACAGCUGUCUUUUGCAGAUGUAGCACUGAAAUGUUCACCAAGCAGUCUUCUAUUAAUUUAUCUGUAAGUGGAAAUAUUACAGUAGUUUACAGUGAAAAUAAAGAGUUUUUCUUUUUCUUGAAGACGAGGAGAUCAAGGAGCUCUGGCGCUCCCAGAUGCACAAUGCAUUUACUGCACCAGAUAAGCAGUAGCUAAAAGCUGAUUUUCAUCUGUAGUCGCAGGGAUGAGGCCACCAGCGAUGCACAGGUCGACAGAGUACAGGGUAACUGUCACUUGUGCUGGAUUUAGCCAAUCCAAUUCCAAGCACUUAAUGAACAAGAGUAAAUGUGACCAAAAUGGAACGAGUAACUCCUGUUUUUGUGUAAGAAGUUAUUGAUUGAGCAAGCAGAUAAGGUUAUCGAUAAAGAUGUUACAGUAGCAAAUGUUUGAUAUAAAUGUUUCAUAUGUAAUGGUAAAAUCUGGAAUAAAAGCUCAUAUCUUUUGUAUUUUAGUUAUUGUUGUUAUUCAUUGUCGUUAGUAGGACCGGUUACAGUUGGAAUCUUGACUGGCUUAGUGUGUCAAGUGCGUGAUAAGGCUUUAAAAAAAAAAUCAUUAAAUUGUCUCAAUGAAUUAUCGGUUUUUAUUUAUGAAUUCUUUGUUUGAACGUAGAGACUCUAUCCUUUUUCCGUUUUCUCAGAGCU